GGCCGCGUAGAACAGAAACGAGGAGACAAAUCAGGCAAUUGGCCAUGGCUUGCGCGAUGAUCAAUCUUCACGUACUGUCUGUCUCCGACUCCAUCUUCCCCACUCUAGUCCUCGAGUCCUCUGUAUCUAAUCUAAGCUCUCUCUCAACUGCUAACCGGUUACGUUCUCACCUUUUCUUUAUUCAAAAUCGCCAUCUCCUGUACUCUUUGGCUCUUUUCCCUUUGUCUUCGUAUUUUGGAGGAUUCAAAAUCGCCUUAACCAAGUUGGCAGUCAGAUGUGUUGCGUUUUCUCCACAAUCUCAGAGGGGUUUUAGGGAGAAGGACAAAAUGGAUUGCAAGGAAAAUGAAUCUCCUAAAAUAGUUGAAUUUCUUGAAGUUGCCAUUACAUCCAUCAUCUUCCUGAAAGGAAUAUACCCACCUGGUGUUUUUGAAAGGCGGAGAUAUAUGAAUCUAUUGGUUCACAGGGCUCGGCACCCUCAGCUUCAUCACUAUAUCCUCAACUCUGUCAAUGCACUUGAGCCUUACAUCCAACAGGGGCUGGUUGAGAGAGUUGCAGUUAUUUUCUUCAAGGAUGAUAGAAUUCCAGUCGAGAGAUUUAUGUUCAAGAUUAAUGUGAACCUGUCUUGUUAUGAUGGAGAAAUGAUGGACAUGGAGCUAAGAUCAUUUUUGGUGAAGCUGUCUUUAUCAGAACCUUUUUCAAAGAAUGCUGCUGUUGUAUCUCAAUGUAAAAAAUCUGAUUGGAGGUGGGAAAUAACAGGUUACUUUUGCUCUCUUCCUGAAGCUCAAAUUGGAGCCUGGAUUUCAAGCAACACACAUCAGUGGAAACAACCUUCUGUAAUAACACCCAUCAAGUCCAUGAAUAUUGAGCCAUUGUCUGUGCAGCUAUAUUUGGAACAUCCUCCACUGAAGCCUUGAAAGUGUUUUGGUUUUCAUGUUUUUGUUUAUGUUUGGAGAAGAUGUAUUGUUGAUUUGUCAAGCAAAAUCCAAGUGGACUUGUCUUUUUUCAUAUGUCCAGCUCUUUUGCUGAUGUGUCUCAUGCCACCUGGAGAAGAUAUUGGGAUCCAGGUGGCUGGCGACCUUUGCUGAUAUGGACAUGGUCUUUGGCUGAUGUGGAUGCCAUUUGGAUCAGCCUUUGUUGAUGCGGUCUUCUGAAAAAUAUGUUUUAAUUUCACAAGCACCAUGACCAUACCCUUC
Messenger RNA from Lactuca virosa, 1193 nucleotides. Lineage: Eukaryota; Viridiplantae; Streptophyta; Magnoliopsida; Asterales; Asteraceae. The record is from the annotation of a GenBank genome assembly.